UGCAGCAAAACAAGGAAAACAUCAAGUAGGGACGCAGGUGACACUUACAGCUUGAAAAUAAACAAAACGUGUUCAUUCGAUUCGCGCUCUGCUUGUUGUUUAGUAGUCUCAUCCACGUUAGCUACACAGCAAAACAUUGCCAUAUAGCCAUAAGAAAGCGUUUUUAUAAAAGCACAUGCACAACAAGAAGCAUUUUAGCCUAUCAUGUGAAUAACAUACAUCUAAACGGGACAUAUGACAAUUCGGCUGUAUUACCUUAACGAAAUAAUUCAUCUAAAAAGAGCCGAAGAUCAGAAGACAACACUCUAUUCCAUUCGCUUGUUCGUGGUUCAAAAGGCCACGCCCAUCACCACGGAGGGAACAAGGACAUUCACAGUAACCCCGCCCACUGCAACAGUAUUUCACGGACACUGAUUAUUACGCAACAACGGCUUGAGCGCAGAGGAGUACUUGGGGCAGAAGAUAAAACAGACUCAAAACACUUUCUACAAGUAAACUAAUGCAUGUUGUUUUUCUACAUGUAACUUAUAGUAAAUGAACAUGACGCAGAACCAUAUCACGUGAGGUUCAGAGUUCACCAGACGUCGCGCGGAGCAGGCCUACUGCUGCAGACAAGUUAAGAGUUAAGAGGGGAAUCAUCGAGUUAAGCGGGCAGUUCCUGGACUUUUAGAUUCACUGUGCAGCAUCACUGUCAGCUCUCGCUGCUUUCUUCGAUUGAUGUUACGGAAUCUGUAUCUCAUCUGAAAAUUUCUGCGGAAAAGGGAUGGAAAAACUAUCUGACAGAGAGGCUACUUCCAGUCCUGAUCCCGUAACCAGAGAUCAGUUCACCAAGUACUCAUGUGGGCUGACACUUGAUUUAAACACGCUGUCUAAACACCUCCGUCUGUCUGAGAGGAACCGAGUGAUCCAAUUCUCUUAUACAGACCAGGAGUAUCCUGAUCAUCCAGAAAGAUUCGGCUGUUGUCAGGUGUUGUGUAAGGAGAGCGUGUGUGGACGCUCUUACUGGGAGAUCAAGUGGACUGGUCGUGUGUAUAUAUCAGUGUCAUAUAAGAGCAUCAGGAGGCAAGAAUCGAGUCAUGGGUCUGACUUUGGACGUAACGAUAAAUCUUGGAGAUUGUACUGCUCUGAAUCCAGAUUCUCAUUCUGUCAUGAUGACAAAUGGAUUAAUCUGCCUGCAAUGCCAAGCUCUGCAAGAAUCGGAGUGUAUGUGGAUGAGGGAGCAGGAAUUCUGUCCUUCUACAGCGUCUCUGACACCAUAAUGACCCUCAUCCACAGCAUCAACACCACAUUCACAGAACCACUCUAUCCUGGAUUUGCAAUUAUUUCCAUUCAUUCUAAAGUGACACUCUGUGAUCUUAAAAUGUAGUUGCAGAAAUUAAACUAAUGCUGUAGAUCUGCUUCCCCAGUUAUCACCGUUACAUAUUGAUGAGGUAUUUAUCAGAUUAUAUUCAGGACAAAGACAAACCAAAUCAUUUUUAUACAACGUAAUUGGAAUUCUCAUAUUAGUGCAAACGUUGGAGUUGAACGUUGUUGGAAAGUGGCGAAUAACUCCCAAAUUCAAUUAAAAUGAGUCAUUAUAGCAGUGGUGUAACCAUGGAACGGAUCACAAAACUCCCGGUUUGGAUCAUUUUAUGGAUUUUGGUUGACGGAUCGGAUCAUUUUUCAGAUCAUUUUAUACAUAUGCACAUCAUCAUUUGAUUAUAAUAUCAGCUGUGUGGAUAAUUUUAUGAAAAUGUUGUGAAAAUACCCUGAUAAUAUCAACAGAUUCGUUUAACAUCUUGUUCCUUAACCAUUAUUAUUUAUCUUUUAGACUAUGUCGUUCAGUAUACAUGCAAGUAUUAAAAUAAUGGCAUUUUGAGGUAUUUUGAGGUGGCAAUCAUCGAGUAAGUAUCUUGACUGACUUUCUCUCUAUUACUUAAUUAUGAGGGAGCGGAUUAAGAAAUAUUUUAAGUAAAAAUAAUCAAACUUACCUUCAUUUAAUGAUUGUAAAUGGUAGUAACAGCAUAGAUACAUAUAGGCUGUUGGGAUCAAAAAUAAGCAGCCAUUACAGUGGAAAAAGCCUAAAACUCAGUUUUAUUUAAAGUUAUUUAACUGUUUGCCACCAGGUGGUAUUAAUCCGCUCCAAUAUAUGAUCAUUAAAUUACACAAGUGCAAUUUUUUGAAUAUUACAGUUGUGAGGUAAUAAAAGAUGUGCAUUUGCAUUAUGCUGCUGUUCUUUUAAAACCUCAUGUCUCCAUGUUUUGUAUUGUUUUUCCAUACAGUAAAUCACGGUUAGUCAGCCUUUAUGUUUGUCUUUGGAUUUUGCAAAUAUCUUAGCAAUAAAAAGUGCUUGACAACAUUGA
Messenger RNA from Triplophysa dalaica, 2342 nucleotides. Its product is annotated as stonustoxin subunit alpha-like. NCBI's taxonomy places the organism in Eukaryota, Metazoa, Chordata, Actinopteri, Cypriniformes, Nemacheilidae. The transcript is spliced from 4 exons. Bases 764 to 1366 code for a protein of 200 amino acids. The record is from RefSeq and is a predicted model, not a curated record. Gene Ontology annotation, molecular function: protein binding.